UCCUUUUUCUUCUUCUCAUAUAUACAUAAUUGUUGUUGUCUUCAACUCACAAUAUAUAUCCAUUCUCUUCUUUCUCGAUUUUCUUCAUUACUCUUACUCCCAACAUCAUCAUCAACAACAACAGCGAAAGCUUGUUUCAGUGUUUUGUUUUACUAAGGAUUUGGAUUAUGUGCAGUGGUUCAAAGAGUAAAAUUUCUUCAUCGGAUUACGCCAUGGAGAGUAAGCUUGAGAAGGGUAUUCACAACUCAUCAGUAUUGCUUGAAUUGGCUGCUGCUGAUGAUUUCAAUGCUUUCGCACGAGAAGUGGAAGAGAAGGGUUUGGAUUUGAAUGAAGAAGGGUUUUGGUAUGGUAGGAGAAUUGGGUUGAAGGAGAUGGGAGCUGAGAAGAGGACUCCGCUCAUGAUUGCUUCUUUGUUUGGAAGUAUUAAGGUGGUUAAGUAUAUUGUUUUGACAGGAAAGGUUGAUGUUAAUGGAGUUUGUGGUUCUGAUAUGGUUACUGCUCUUCAUUGUGCUGUUGCCGGUGGUUCGGAGUCAUCGUUUGAGGUUGUCAAGCUUUUGCUUGAGGCUGGGGCGGAUGCCGAUUGUGUUGAUGCUGGUGGGAAUAAGCCGGUUGAUUUGAUUGUGCCUGCUUUUAAUGCUUUGUUGAAAUCGCGUAGGAAGGUGUUGGAGCUGUUUCUGAGAGGUGAGGUGAGUGCCGAACUCGUCCAAGGGGAGAUGGAUGUUCCUUUGAAAAAAGAUGGUGGUGAUAAGAAAGAGUAUCCUAUUGAUAUAUCGUUGCCGGAUAUAAACAACGGUGUAUAUGGAUCGGAUGAGUUUAGGAUGUAUAGUUUCAAGGUGAAACCGUGUUCGAGGGCUUAUUCUCACGAUUGGACUGAGUGUCCUUUUGUUCAUCCAGGUGAGAACGCAAGGAGGAGAGACCCAAGGAAAUACCCUUACAGCUGUGUUCCUUGCCCAGAGUUUCGCAAAGGUUCCUGCCAGAAAGGCGAUUCUUGCGAGUAUGCUCACGGUGUUUUUGAGUCAUGGCUUCAUCCUGCACAAUACCGAACAAGGCUUUGUAAGGAUGAAACUGGCUGUAACAGAAAAGUAUGCUUCUUUGCUCACAAGCCUGAAGAGCUUCGUCCCGUGUAUGCUUCCACUGGGUCCGCUAUGCCCUCACCGAAAUCUUAUUCAGCUAGUGCACUUGACAUGACAUCGAUGAGUCCGUUGUCUCUUAGUUCUUCAUCUAUGCCUAUGUCAACCGUGUCAACGCCGCCCAUGUCUCCCUUGGCAGGUUCAUCGUCUCCCAAGGGCGGAAACUUGUGGCAGAACAAAUUAAACCUCACUCCACCAUCGUUGCAGCUCCCCGGUAGUCGGUUGAAGAGUGCUCUGAGCGCCAGGGAUCUAGAUCUCGAGAUGGAACUGCUCGGUCUAGAUAGUCCUCGCCGUCAACAACAGCACCAACAACAACAGCAGCAGCAAAUGAUUGAAGAGAUUGCGAGAAUCUCUUCCCCAUCUUUCCGGAGCAACGAAUUCAACAGGAUUGUUGAUUUGAAUCCAACUAACCUCGAUGAUCUAUUAGCAUCUGCUGAUCCUAAUUUACUAUCUCAACUACAUGGACUUUCCAUGCAACCCUCAACACCCACACAACAAAUGCAAUCUCCAACUGCCAUGCAGAUGCGUCAAAACAUGAACAUGAGCCAGAACAUGAACAUGAACCACCUUCGCGCUAGUUAUCCAUCCAACAACACACCUUCCUCUCCAGUAAGAAAACCCUCAGCAUACGGAUUUGAUUCAUCAGCUGCCGUGGCUGCUGCAGUGAUGAACUCCAGGUCUGCCGCCUUCGCAAAGCAACGCAGCCAGAGUUUCAUUGACCGCGGCGCAUCAACUCACCAUCUCGGGCUUUCUCCACCUUCCAACCCUUCCUGCAGAGUCUCCUCCGGCCUUUCAGAUUGGGGUUCCCCCACCGGGAAACUCAACUGGAGCGUAAACGGAGACGAGCUGAACAAGCUAAGGAAAUCAGCUUCUUUCGGGUUCAGAAACAACCCGGCACCAUCAACUAUAUCAUCCCAACAGAGUGAGCCUGAUGUCUCUUGGGUUAACUCAUUGGUCAAGGAUGUUCCUUCUGAGAAUUCUAACAUGUAUGGUGCUGAGAAGACGAGACAGCAGCAGCAGCAGCAUCAACAGCAACAGCAGCAGUACGAUCUGAAUAGAGAAAUGCUUCCACCAUGGGUGGAGCAGCUGUACAUAGAGCAGGAACAGAUGGUUGCAUGAGUGAAAUGCAACCAUGGCAAAGGAAAGCUUCUUGGUCAUUCUGACAGUAUUUUUUAUUUAUUAUUUUAUUAAUUAAUUUGGACAUUUACUGUUAUCCAACAUUUACAUAUAUAGUAUAGUUAGUGUCAAAGAACAAAGUUCAAGUUAAUCUUCCAGAGAUUUGAAGAGUCCUUGGAUGAAGCAAUUGUGCUGAAUUUUUUGUUGUAUUAUAUAAUUUAUUGCCCUCUUUUCUCUAGUGGGUCAAUCAAUGUAUUUUCUUUAGCAAGGGAACAAAGUAUUUGUCAUUGUCAUUGUCA
Messenger RNA from Vicia villosa (hairy vetch), 2545 nucleotides. RefSeq names its product zinc finger CCCH domain-containing protein 29. The transcript has 2 exons. Gene Ontology annotation, molecular function: protein binding; metal ion binding. The coding region runs from base 168 to 2249 and encodes 693 amino acids. The record is from RefSeq and is a predicted model, not a curated record. NCBI's taxonomy places the organism in Eukaryota, Viridiplantae, Streptophyta, Magnoliopsida, Fabales, Fabaceae.